Cryptosporidium ubiquitum is the source of this 519-nucleotide messenger RNA. RefSeq names its product 20k cyclophilin. Gene Ontology annotation, cellular component: intracellular membrane-bounded organelle. The coding region runs from base 1 to 519 and encodes 172 amino acids. The record is from RefSeq and is a predicted model, not a curated record. The transcript has a single exon. NCBI's taxonomy places the organism in Eukaryota, Apicomplexa, Conoidasida, Eucoccidiorida, Cryptosporidiidae. Gene Ontology annotation, biological process: protein peptidyl-prolyl isomerization; protein folding. Gene Ontology annotation, molecular function: peptidyl-prolyl cis-trans isomerase activity.
AUGCCAAAUCCAGUUGUAUACUUCGAUAUCUCAAUCGGCCAAGCUCCAGCCGGUCGCAUCACUAUGGAGUUGUUCGCAGAUAAAGUACCUAUCACAGCUGAAAAUUUUAGAGCACUCUGUACCGGUGAAAAGGGUAUGGGUCAAUCAGGAAAGCCUCUCUGUUAUACUGGGUCAUCCUUCCAUCGUAUCAUUCCCCAAUUUAUGAUCCAAGGCGGUGAUUUUACCCGUGGUGAUGGUACUGGUGGUGAGUCAAUCUAUGGUUCUAAAUUCAGAGAUGAGAACUUCACUUACCCACAUGAUUCACCAUUCCUUCUUUCAAUGGCUAAUGCAGGUCCAAACACCAAUGGAUCUCAAUUUUUCAUCACCACUGUUAAAUGCCCAUGGUUAGACGGAAAGCACGUUGUAUUUGGCAAAGUUUUGGAAGGUACGGAAGUAGUCAAAAAUAUCGAGAGAUGUGGAUCUCAAAAUGGGAAACCAACCAAGUCUGUAUGUAUCACUGCUUCCGGUGUCCUUUCUUAA